Messenger RNA from Clonostachys rhizophaga, 2310 nucleotides. Lineage: Eukaryota; Fungi; Ascomycota; Sordariomycetes; Hypocreales; Bionectriaceae. The record is from the annotation of a GenBank genome assembly.
AUGGGGCGACGACCAGCUGGGUUCGAUGAUUACUCCUCUGCGGUUCCGCAGAUUAUUUUGUCAUCUACCGACACCGAAUUCCUAGACCAGCUCAUCCCCGUGCUUAAGGAUGCAGCCCACUCGAACCGAACCCCGGCGUUGGUGAAUCGCCUUGGACGAUAUUCGGAGGAACGCGAAGCUGACAUCGAACGAAUCGGUCUUACGAAACACCAAGAGUUUCUAGACUCUGUUAGUAGAUUGGAGAAUGUGCGAGAAGGGACUGUUGCAGUGACAGAGGAAAUCCUGAAGCUCAAUCAGUCAAUUCAGUCCAGCACAGAAAAGCUAGCAGAGCAAAAGAGGGCGCUCGUCAAUACAAAAGCUGUCCGACAAAACAUUGCCGAUGCAUCCAGCGCUCUGACAGAGUCACUCAAGAUCUUGCAUGCCGUAAAUCACGCUCAUGAUCUCGUCCGCAAAAAGAGAUACUACUCCGCUCUGAAGUCUCUCGAAGACCUUCAAAAUGAACACCUUGUACCUAUUCUCCAGAAUCGCUAUGCAACCCAACACCGUCUAGCAGAUGUCAUUCAAAAAUCCAUUCCUGCUUCGCAAAAGGCGAUAUCUGAAGCUGUCAUGACGGAUCUCAACACAUGGCUCUACCGUAUUCGAGAAACCUCGCAAUUUUUGGGCGAAGUGGCAUUUUAUCACACCGAAAUGCGUCGGACUCGUCAGAGGAAAAGAGUGGAAGGGGACGCUUUUUUGAGCAGGUUCAAACUCAAUUCCGCUAUUGAAUUAGUUUGCGAUGAAGCAGAGGAGUUCGAUGUCCUUGAUAAUGAAGAGCUUCAGGUUGAUUUCACUCCGCUCUUCGAAGCACUCCAUAUCCACGAUACCCUCGGGCAAACUGAUAAGUUUCGAUCCGAAUAUGCCACCACACGGCGGCAGCAGAAAGACUUGCUCAUUCCCACCUCUGUGGACCUUACCGCAGAAGACGAAUCAUCACUAAGUAGUCUGCUGGAAGGAAUUGCAGGCUUUGCUAUCAUCGAGAAGGCAACUAUGCGGCGUGUGCCACAGCUUCGAUCUGCGGCAGAUGUUGAGGAGCUUUGGGAAUCAUUAUGCACUGCGGCCAUCAACCUAACCAAUAGAGCGCUUGGUGAUGUCACAAAUGCAGAGGUACUUCUGAAGAUCAAGGGCUUCAUUUCUCUCUUUAUUCAAACAAUGGGGGGUUGGGGCUAUUCGGUGUCGACCCUUGACGCUUUUCUUCUCAAGCUUUUUGAUAAAUAUGCAGACCUUCUGAAGAAACGGUUCAGCGAUGAUUUUCAGGAGAUUGUUUCGAUGGACGAUUACAUGCCUAUGGCAAUCAACUCCAUGGAAGAAUAUGAGAAGGUUGUGAACGUCAGCUGGUUUGACCAAGAGAAACUACCUGAUGAGUUGACCUUCCCAUGCGUGCUGCCAUUUUCGCAGAUGUACCCUCUUUGUUGUAUCGAUAUCAGGAAUUUUUUGAAUCAGUUCUACUUCUACUCAGACGAUCAUUUUCAGCACCCAGAUGUAAUCGACGAAACCUUAAGGAAGUCGCUGGAUGAGCUUUUGACCGAGAAAGUCUGCCGAUCUCUCGUAGAUCGCCUCAGUUCACAAUACUUGGGUCAAAUAGUACAGAUUCUCAUCAAUCUAGAGCAUUUCGAAACAGCAUGCCAAGAGCUCGAACAGCUUCUCAUCCGAGCCCGAUCAUCGACCUCUGCUGGUGGGCCUCUGAAACUGAAUGCCACCGACGAGUUUCGAAACAACAAAAAAACAGCCGAGAAGCGCAUUUUCGAGCUGGUCAAUUCAAAGAUCGACGAUCUCGUAGAAACCGCCGAGUAUGACUGGACACCAAGCUUGGCCACAACAGAGCCAAGCAGCUACAUCCAAACCCUGACGAGAUAUUUGUCCAACAUCAUGAACUCAACCUUACUCGGCCUACCCCGCGAAAUUAAGGAAUUGAUUUACUUCGAUGCUUUGAGUCACGCUGCGAGCGAAAUCUUGGCUCUGCCUCUAUCGAAUGAAGUCAAGCACAUCAACCCUUAUGGGGUUUCAGCACUUGCUCAAGACGUCCAGUAUCUGACCGAGUUUGUUGAUAGCCUAGAAAAUGGCCAGAUGUUGAGAGAAAAUCUUGAUGAGCUCCAGCAGACCGUCAAUCUCAUGCAGUCAGAUAAUCAUGACGAGUUCUUCGACGUAUCGAGCCGCAACAAAAAGUAUGGCCGUGUCGACGCAAUGAACGGCCCCAUACUGCUAGAAAAACUUGUUACCCAAGUUCCCUCUCGAAACGCACCUCUUUUCGCAGGUCGUUUCGGAAUGAAAUGA